Microthlaspi erraticum is the source of this 1599-nucleotide messenger RNA. NCBI's taxonomy places the organism in Eukaryota, Viridiplantae, Streptophyta, Magnoliopsida, Brassicales, Brassicaceae. The record is from the annotation of a GenBank genome assembly.
AUGACGGGUUCUCCCGUUUCCCGCCAAGAAAACAGCCCAAAGCGACCAAACGACAGUAACGGCGAAUUCAAAAGUCUCUUACUUCCCGAAACCUCUCAAUCAGACUCCGACGAGGGCCUCGAAUCGCCGGCGGAUCAACCGGAUAACCAGGUAUUAACCGUAGAAGAAGACGGAGAAAGCACAUUAGAUUCGGUCCCUCCGUUCUCGUGGGCGAAGCUAUGGAAAUUCACGGGACCUGGGUUUCUCAUGAGCAUCGGGUUUCUAGAUCCAGGAAACAUCGAAGGCGAUCUACAAUCCGGAGCUGUGGCUGGGUACUCGCUUCUAUGGCUUCUCCUCUGGGCCACGCUAAUGGGCCUUCUCAUUCAGCUCCUCUCGGCUCGGCUCGGCGUCGCCACGGGUCGACACCUGGCGGAGAUCUGCCGAAACGAGUACCCGUCGUGGGCCCGGAUCCUCCUCUGGUUCAUGGCGGAGGUCGCUUUGAUCGGAGCCGAUAUUCAAGAAGUCAUCGGAUCCGCAAUCGCUCUCCGGAUCCUGACCCGUGGGUUUUUACCUAUUUGGGUCGGUGUUAUCAUCACAUCGUUUGAUUGCUUCUUGAUUUCGUAUCUAGAGAAGUGUGGAAUGAGGAAGCUAGAAGGACUUUUCGCUGGUUUGAUUGCGACAAUGGCGCUUUCGUUUGCUUGGAUGUUCAAUGAAACUAAGCCGAGCGUAGAAGAACUAUUCAUAGGUAUUCUUGUUCCAAAGAUCGGAUCAAAGACAAUCAGACAAGCUGUUGGAGUCGUGGGAUGUGUAAUAACGCCUCACAACGUGUUCUUGCAUUCGGCUCUAGUGCAAUCGAGGAAGACAAACCCUAAGGAAGUGAACAGAGUGCAAGAAGCUCUCAACUACUACAACAUCGAAUCAACGGCCGCGCUUUUCGUUUCCUUCAUGAUCAAUCUCUUCGUCACCGCGGUUUUCGCUAAAGGCUUUUACGGAACCAACCAAGCUGAGAGCAUAGGGCUUGUUAACGCGGGGCAUUACCUGCAGGAGAAGUAUGGAGGAGGAGUUUUUCCGAUACUUUACAUUUGGGGGAUCGGUUUGUUAGCCGCGGGACAGAGCAGUACGAUCACCGGGACUUACGCUGGACAGUUUAUAAUGGAAGGGUUCUUGGAUCUUCAGGUGGAGCAAUGGUUAUCGGCUUUUAUAACAAGAAGCUUUGCGAUUGUGCCUACUAUGCUCGUAGCUGUUAUGUUUAACAGAACCGGGUCGCUAGAUGUUUUGAACGAAUGGCUUAACAUUCUUCAGUCCAUGCAGAUUCCUUUCGCUGUGAUUCCUCUUUUGACUAUGGUUUCUAAAGAACAUAUCAUGGGCGUCUUCAAGAUCGGACCUUUUCUCGAGAAGCUAGCGUGGACUGUGGCGGUGUUUGUGAUGACGAUAAAUGGUUAUCUUCUUCUUGAUUUCUUCAUGGCUGAAGUGAGAGGGUUUUUUGUUGGGUUUCUUGUUUUUGGUGGGAUCAUCGCGUACAUUAGUUUCAUCAUCUAUCUUGUUUCGUAUAGAAGCUCGCAAUCUUCUUCUUGGACGAGCUUAGAAAUGUCACAGAGAGUUGUUUCCACAGAGACGUAG